Perca fluviatilis (European perch) is the source of this 3463-nucleotide messenger RNA. RefSeq names its product nuclear envelope integral membrane protein 1 (gene nemp1). Gene Ontology annotation, cellular component: nuclear envelope. Lineage: Eukaryota; Metazoa; Chordata; Actinopteri; Perciformes; Percidae. The record is from RefSeq and is a predicted model, not a curated record. The coding region runs from base 1 to 1386 and encodes 461 amino acids. The transcript is spliced from 9 exons.
AUGCCAACUGCCGUAAAACCCAAAAGAAGAAGAAGAAGAAGGCGGAAGGGGCGGGCAAAAGAUAAGAGGAGGGAGGGAAAUGGUGCUAUCAUCAUGGCGGGAUGCAUGAAAAUGAUAAACAAUUACACCUCUAUAAGUGCUACAUUAAUGGUUUUCACGGUGCUGCUUAUAUGUUUACCUCACACCUCAGGAUACCAGGAUACGGGUAACAAACAUCCAGUAACUGAUCUCAAGGAUGGAGAGGAGUACGUCAUGUCAGGGUCCAACAGGUUCUGUUACAAAAACUCUGUGGUGCCAACUUGGAGGCAAACAUGGACAAGAAUUCAGGUCAAAGUGUGGAGUUCAAACGUGUUUAAGGUGGAAACUGUGGAGGGGGAGGAGGAGUUGCAGGAGCUGGAACGAUUCAGUGUCUGGAGCUGGUUUCAGAGCUUGUUACGUGAGCGGCACAAUGAGACCACUAUUAACAUCAAUCUGUUCAGCAAGAAGACGUGCUUCAAGAUCGAUCCUGCUGACAAGACAAAGUUCACUGUCCACCCCCUUCGUAAGUUUGAUAUCUAUCUGUUUUUGGUAUUCCUCGCCGGAGCAUUGUUGUUCGUCUUUGCAGGAUCACUCAGCAGGAGUCAAGCUUUCUUCUACUCUGCUGGUAUGAGCACAGGCAUGAUUGCCUCUCUCAUCAUCCUCUUUUUUAUUUUGGCACGCUUAUUGCCAAAGAAAAGCCCUUUUUAUGUCUUGAUUGUUGGUGGCUGGUCGUUUUCUGUGUACGCCAUCCAAUUUGUCUGCAGGAACCUUGGCGUAAUUCUGCGAGAACACUGGAACGUCGCAUUAGGUUAUGUAGCAGUGGUGGGAUUCAUCACUUUUGCUGUGUGUUACCGUUACGGUCCUCUGGUGGAUGAGAAGAGCAUUAACAUCUUGUCGUGGACGCUGCAGCUAUUUGGUCUGCUCCUGAUUUAUUUCGGGAUUCAAAUCCAGCAAGUUGCCUUCUCCAUCAUCGUGGCAGCUGUGUUCUCCAAACAUCUGGAGUACCCAGUCUCUCUGACAGUUGCUGCAUGGAGGAAAAUCAGAAGGUACAUUCACUGGAAGCCGGAGCCACGUCGCCUGUUGACUGAGGAGGAGUUUCAGAAGCAGGGAGAGGAAGAGACUUUGCGUGCUCUGGAGGAGCUGAGGAAGCACUGCAACAGCCCAGAGUUCAGGCCAUGGAAGACGGUGUCCAGGCUUCAGUCCCCGAAAAGGUUUGCUGAUUUCAUUGAAGGGUCUCCUCACUUGAUGUCAAAUGAGGUGUCUGUCCACGCGCAGGAAUACGGCUUCGGGGGAUCUUUUUUUGAGGAUGAUUUUUUUGACACAGACGACGAGGAAGACGACAUUAAGCCUAUGAUGAGACCCGAGUGAGACGCCGCUGUGUUAAGACGUUUGAAAAUAGAGACGAUUAUAUUAUUGCCUUUCAGAAAAGUGGCCGGAGAACGGCUCUCCGUGGCUUGUGUGCAAACGUCCCGACUGACUUCUGAGUGAUUACUGGAUUGGGAUUUCAGUCACAAGAGGCACCACACACAAAAAAAAAAAAAUCACUGACAGUCAACAGGCAGAACAAUGCGGCAAAGUAAUGUAGUUUCCACGAAUGUGCACUAAAGCCAGAACUUUUUUUUUUCUUCUUUUUUUAAAGGGAACAAAGGCUUCUGUUAAAAUUGAGGUUACAAAUACGGUGAUACUCUGUGAUUGGGACCUUUUUUUUUUUUUGGGAGGUCAAAGCAAUUGAACUUUUUACUGUGUGAUGGUAGUUUGUGUUGUCUUAAGCUUAGAAAAAAGGUUUUUACAUUUUAGUUUUCAAAACCUAGUGUUCGCGCUGUUAGCCUCUAAAUGGGCUCACUCCAGCAAACUGUAACGAGGCCAUCCAGAUGGCAUGUAUCCUACACCACGUGUUAACGUUCUCACUUCUCUGAACCGCAGCAUGAUGAGGCAGUCAUUAUUAUUCUAUCUUUCUGCUGAGGGAGGAAACGUUUGGUCAAGUUUGUAUGUCAAUGUGUUUUCAUUUUAAUGGACAUGCAUCAGAGGAAGUGUCCCCAAAGUAUUUUGAAUAAAAAAACAUUUGAGCUCUGAUCAUUGUAAAAUAUUCUUAGGACUAAAAGGUGGCAAGAUGUUAUGACUUUGGUUAAUGAUGUAAUGCAUUUGAAACUAAAAAGCUGAGGUUUUAUUUUUCAUAGUGGGUGCAUAUACAAUUUCUUCAGUGGUGGAAAGUAACUUUAAGUUCUUUACUUGAGUAUUUCCAUUUUAUGCUUCAUUUUCUACUUCUACUCUACUUUAGAGGGAAAUAUUGUACUUUUUACUCCAUUACAUUUGACAGCUGUAGUUACUUUGCAGAUUAAGGUUUUACGUACAAAAUAUACGAUCAAUUUAUAAAAUGAUGCAUUUUUUUUAAACUACCCAACAGUGCUUAAAGUAGCUUUUCUUCAAUCAGCUACAACAUAAAAUUCUACACAGUGAUAAAUCUGCUCUAUAUUGAUCCAAAAAGUCCCACUGACGAGGACCAUUCCGCUACAUAAUGACUGCUUUUACUUUUGAUAAUUUAAGUACAUUUCCUGCUAGUACUUCUGUAAUUUUACCUUGAGGUACUCUGCUAUAUUUAAUUUAGUAAAAGAUCUGAAUAUUACUUUUCCACUAUAACAUUUUUUAAUGGAUUUUCCAUAUGGAUUUUGGAGUUUUACUGUGUUACUCUUUGCAUCUAUGGCUGCAACUCAAACUGAAUUUUCUAUUAAUCAUUCAGUCUAUAAACUGUCAAAGUGUUAAACAAAAUGCCCACCAGAAGCUGUCUUCAAAUAGUUUUUGUCCAAACAAUGUCAAAAAAACAGGACAUUGGAUAUUUAAUGUACAAUGGUAUAAAACAGAUCAUCCUUGCAUUUUAGAAGCUGGGGCUCAUUUGUUUAAUUGACUUCAUCAAUGGUCAAUAUUGUCUUGGAUCAAUGUCCUAUCAUCUGAUCAACUAGUCUAGAUAGUAGAUACACUUACAGACAGCUUAUUAAUUUAAUGACCAGUGGGAGGAAGAUAGAAAUGCAUCUUUGGAAUUUCCAUUUUACAAACAGAAGGCUGUCCUGUAUUAAACACUGCACUUGCAGAUGCUGCAUUUGAUUAGAAGUGACACACCAAACAGUUUGAAUCUGUGGGUUUGAAAAAUGAAUCAUUCAAAUCCAGCCAUAUGAAUGACAUCUGUUGUUUGCCUUUCACUUAUCUAGAUUCCCAAAUGAAACUGCAUUUAACUUUUAACACUAUUUUCUAAGAAGUUCAUCUGUAGCCAAGUAGAAAUUUCUGACCUUUCUUAUAUCUGCACUUUACCUCUGAAAUCUCCUUUGGCAUAUGUUUCCAUGUAACUGUUUCAAAAAUGUUAAAAUCAAGCAAAGUGAUUACUGGCAUACACUUGAACUACAUGUACAAUAAACAGCAGAUCUGCAGUAGAUCACCAUAAUUAGCUCUUUAA